AUGAUUGGCGAAAUGCUGUGCAAUGUUGACAAUGGCAAGGACAAACCAGUCCACGAUGAACGGGCAGUUGAAAUUGAUCCAGCAGCCGAGAAACGGCUUGUACGAAAGAUUGACCUUUAUCUGAUGCCCUCAGUAUUCGUUUUGUAUCUGUUUUCCUACGUUGAUAGAUCAAAUAUUGGCCUAGCAAAGAUUGCAGGUAUGGAGCAAGAUUUAAACCUCACUUCUGCUCAAUACUAUACCGCAGUGAUUGUCUGGGUCAUUGGCUACACGAUUGCUGCGGUACCAUCCAAUAUGAUCCUCGCACGAACACGUCCUUCGGUCUUCAUUCCGCUUAUUACGUUUGGAUGGGGUAGCGUGGCAGCCCUUUUGGGAGCCAUUAAGAGCCCCAGCCAUUUGAUUGCGCUGCGAUUGCUUCUUGGUGUAUUUGAGGCUGGUUUCAGUGUAAGCCAUCCCGUGCAUGUGAUGAAAGGGACUGAAAUCGAACUAGUGAGGUCCACAACACAACAGCCGGCGGUUAUAUUCCUCAUCUCGACCUGGUAUAAGAAGAACGAGCAAUCAAAACGAUUUAUCAUCUUCCUGACCGCCGGUAUUCUUUCUGGUGCAUUUGGAAGUGUUGUCUCAGGGGCCAUCACAUCAACACUUGACGGAGCGCACGGAGUUCGUGGCUGGAGAUGGCUAUUUAUCGCUGAGGGAGUGACGACAGCUGGAAUCAGUCUGAUCGCACACUGGACACUUCUUGAUUAUCCUCAUAAAAGCCGAGGACUUCGACCCGAUGAACAAAAGCUUUCCCAGGAACGACUCAUUCAAGAUGGCAUGGCAGGUCCUAUAGGCAAUCCCCAGGCGGGUCACACGUCGAUAUUUGUCUCUUUCUUGAAAGCCAUAUGUGACUGGCGAGCCUGGUUUCUUGUUCCAGCAUACAUGAGUAUCUUAGGAGCGUUAUCCCUCUCCUAUUUCUACCCGACAUUACUGAAUGGAAUGGGUUACAGUUCAACCGCUGCCCAGUACAUGACGGCUCCCCUUUACUUGGUGUCACUAGUCAUAGCGCUGCCAGUUUGUUACCUCGCCGAUCGGAGACCUCAUUCAAGAGGGCUCUUCCUAGUCAUUAACAUGGUGGUGGGGUUGGUCUUCUUUGCUCUCACUGCUGGUAUCAAGAACUACACAGCGCGGUAUAUCUUUCUGUGCUUCAUCAACAUGACAAUCUGGACAGGAAAUGCCCUUGGACUGUCCUUCGCAACAACAGCACUGGGGUCGGUGAAUCAAGACGUCCGAGCCAUCAUGCUGGCCCUGAUGAAUGGUCUGGCAGCCUUGGCGCAGUUAUAUGGAAGCGCCUUGUUCCCAGAUAAGGAUGGCCCCGAGUACCUCACCGCGUUUUCAGUUUUUGCAGCCACGUUUGCCGUUGGUGCAGUGUUGUAUGGAGUGGCUGAUGUGUUGUUCAAGAAAUAUCCCUACCAGGCCUAA
Penicillium macrosclerotiorum is the source of this 1458-nucleotide messenger RNA. RefSeq names its product MFS transporter. The transcript is spliced from 4 exons. The record is from RefSeq and is a predicted model, not a curated record. Gene Ontology annotation, biological process: transmembrane transport. Lineage: Eukaryota; Fungi; Ascomycota; Eurotiomycetes; Eurotiales; Aspergillaceae. Gene Ontology annotation, cellular component: membrane. Bases 1 to 1458 code for a protein of 485 amino acids. Gene Ontology annotation, molecular function: transmembrane transporter activity.